Tripterygium wilfordii is the source of this 2006-nucleotide messenger RNA. RefSeq names its product laccase-17-like. Lineage: Eukaryota; Viridiplantae; Streptophyta; Magnoliopsida; Celastrales; Celastraceae. Gene Ontology annotation, biological process: lignin catabolic process. The transcript has 6 exons. Bases 88 to 1800 code for a protein of 570 amino acids. Gene Ontology annotation, molecular function: copper ion binding; hydroquinone:oxygen oxidoreductase activity. Gene Ontology annotation, cellular component: apoplast. The record is from RefSeq and is a predicted model, not a curated record.
AAUGCAAAUCUUGCUACCUAAUUUUCCAUCUUUAUAUAGCAAGCCUCUGCUUGUAUCCCACAAAGUCACAAGACAGUGAAGUGAGAGAUGGCUGUUUCUUAUAUCUCUUCAGCUCUUCUUCGUGGGUUUUGCACUUUAUUACUACUGCCAGUGCUUGGAGCAGCCAUAACUAGGCAUUACACUUUCAAUAUUAACUAUCACAAUGUGACAAGAUUAUGCCACACAAGGAGAAUCCUGAGUGUUAAUGGACAGUUCCCAGGCCCUCCAUUAAUAGCAAGGGAAGGUGACCAAGUUGUCGUUAAGGUUAAUAAUCAUGUCUCAAACAAUGUGACCAUUCACUGGCACGGCGUUCGGCAGCUAAGGAGUGGGUGGGCAGAUGGACCAGCUUAUAUAACACAAUGUCCUAUUCAAACUGGCCAGUCUUACACUUACAACUUCACACUCACUGGACAGAGAGGAACUCUCUUAUGGCAUGCACAUAUUUCUUGGCUAAGAGCAACAAUCUAUGGUCCCAUAAUUAUACUUCCGAGACGUAACGAAUCUUACCCGUUCCAGAAACCCUACAAGGAAGUCCCCAUCAUGUUUGGCGAGUGGUUUAAUGUAAAUCCAGAGGCUAUCAUUAACCAGGCUCUGCAAACUGGAGGAGGCCCAAAUGUUUCAGAUUCAUACUGUAUCAAUGGACUUCCAGGACCAUUGUACAACUGCUCUAAGAAAGACACAUUUAAGCUGAAGGUGAAGCCAGGGAAGACAUAUCUUCUCCGAUUCAUCAACGCUGCACUUAAUGACGAGCUCUUCUUCAGCAUUGCGAACCACACUCUCACUGUGGUCGAAGCUGAUGCUGUCUAUGUCAAACCCUUUGACACCGAUAUACUCCUCAUCGCCCCAGGCCAAACCACCAAUGUCCUCCUCAAAACCAAACCAGACUUCCCUAAUGCAACAUUUCUUAUGGCUGCCAGGCCUUAUUUCACUGGCAGUGGCACAUUCGACAACUCAACCACCGCUGGCAUCCUCAAAUACAAACACCCAUCAAAUAACAUCAAAAAGCUUCCAUUAUUCAAGCCAACACUCCCUGCUAUUAAUGCCACUGGCUUUGUUGCUAAUUUUACCAGGAAAUUCCGUAGCUUAGCUAAUUCUCAAUUCCCUGCUAAUGUGCCACAAACCGUGGACAGGAAGUUUUUCUUCACUGUCGGACUUGGGAGUAACCCAUGCCCAUCAAACACAACGUGUCAAGGACCAAAUGGCACCAAAUUUGCAGCUUCUGUCAACAAUGUAUCUUUUGCACUUCCAUCAGUGGCUCUUCUUCAAGCCCAUUUCUUUGGACAGGCUAAUGGCAUUUACACCAGUGAUUUCCCAGAGCAACCACUUACGCCCUUUAACUACACAGGGUCGCCACCAAAUAACACGAUGGUAACCAAUGGCACAAAAGCAUUGGUACUAUCAUUCAACACAAGUGUGGAACUGGUUUUGCAGGAUACAAGCAUUAAUGGGGCAGAGAGCCACCCACUUCACCUUCAUGGAUUUAACUUCUUCGUGGUUGGGCAAGGUUUUGGAAACUACGAUCCCACCAAGGAUCCUGCAAAUUUCAAUCUCAAGGACCCUGUUGAGAGGAACACGGCAGGAGUACCUGCUGGUGGUUGGCUUGCCAUUCGCUUCCUAGCAGACAAUCCAGGGGUGUGGUUUAUGCACUGUCACUUAGAUGUUCAUACAAGCUGGGGGCUCAGGAUGCCAUGGAUUGUUUUGGAUGGACCUCAACCGAAUCAGAAGCUACCGCCACCGCCUUCUGAUCUUCCAAAGUGUUGAUUUUUGACAACACAAAUUUUUUUUUUCCCGCUGUUUUGUAUAAUCUUGUAAUUACUUUUUAACUUAAUAACUUGACAUCCUUUUCACAUGUGCGGUGUGCCUAAAUUAAAAGGAGAGCGAGAGCUUCGGUGUAAGAAUCGGAUGUGUAAAGAAUUAUGUGUUCUUCAACAAGAUUUAUCCUAUACUUUAACAGAAGUUGCAGAAUA